Manis pentadactyla (Chinese pangolin) is the source of this 904-nucleotide messenger RNA. RefSeq names its product BRICK1 subunit of SCAR/WAVE actin nucleating complex (gene BRK1). The transcript has 3 exons. Gene Ontology annotation, cellular component: SCAR complex. The coding region runs from base 61 to 288 and encodes 75 amino acids. The record is from RefSeq and is a predicted model, not a curated record. Gene Ontology annotation, molecular function: protein-containing complex binding. Lineage: Eukaryota; Metazoa; Chordata; Mammalia; Pholidota; Manidae. Gene Ontology annotation, biological process: actin filament organization; regulation of actin polymerization or depolymerization; cell motility.
CGCACUGGAGGCCUGGAGUGUUGAGGCGCCUGCGCAGUCGCUCUUCCUUAGGCCGCAGCCAUGGCGGGGCAAGAGGAUCCGGUACAGCGGGAGAUUCACCAGGACUGGGCGAACCGGGAGUACAUUGAGGUCAUCACCAGCAGCAUCAAGAAAAUCGCGGACUUUCUCAACUCGUUCGAUAUGUCUUGUCGUUCAAGACUUGCAACGCUAAAUGAGAAAUUGACGGCCCUCGAACGAAGAAUCGAGUACAUUGAAGCUCGGGUGACAAAAGGUGAAACGCUCACCUAGAAUUGUGCCACGCUGCUGCUGGGAAGUUGCUUUACAGAACACAGGCCUACAUGGGAAAGGCCCCAGCAGCCUUCAGCUCCUAACUCUUUCCUUAAAGAGCAACAGGGCUUAGUCUGGUUUUUCUUUUUUUUUCAAGUGUGGCCUUUGGGCUCUGCCAUAUAUAUGUGGGAGUACGAUGUGGCAUGUCGGGAAAAGUCUAGGGGAGCUCCUGGAAACAUUAGGCAUUUUACCUUUUCAGUAACAUUUUGUAGAACUACUUGUCAAUGUAUUUCAGGCGCUCAGAGCCAAAAGCCUGGGACUCCUUGUUAAGGUCCUCCCCGCCUAUCUCUCUCUCUCUCAGACUUUCCUUACAGCUCUCAUUGCCUGUGCACUGGUUUUGUAAACAGUCUUUAUCUCCUCCCCACCUUUGGUGGAAGGUGGGAGGUGGUCCUGGCUGCAACACUCAUGUGGGCAAGGUGGCUGCCAGAAAGUGUUGCUGUUAACCCACCAGUUGUUCUUUUGGGGAGUUCAAGGCCAGGCCCCUACCUGACUUGAAGGGACAUUUUCAGAAUUUUCUUUCUGUCACUUGGGGCAUCUUUGCCUCUCAUAUUUCCCUAAUAAACUCAACUUUAUCUGA